AUGGCAGAUAGCCAUAUAAUCCUCGAAACCCACCUCUUCUCGAAUUCCCCCAACGGUCCUCCUCCAUGGAACCGUAGCCUCCAUCUCCGUCUACCCUCGCCCGCCGCAACGAAAUCAGACAUCCUAACCCUGAUCCGCGACUCCGUGACCCGCCUUGGUCGCGCAGACCCCGUAGUCGAGGCGCAGAUAACGCUCUACUUCACACGCAACGGCCGCGUCGUCUGGCUCCCAGGCAACAUCAACACGAGCAUAGCCACAUUCACGUUACCCAUUUACCAGCCCGCUCAAAUCGUCAACGUCAACGUCCCGUAUGCGGUCCCGCAGCCGGUCCCCCAGCAAGGAUUACCUGGCUGGCCGCUGGCCAUGACCUACACAGGCGGCGUCAACUACCUACAUUCCUACGGUCCUGGGCCGAUGACGGUCACGCCUGGCAUGAACCAAGCGGUGGUGUUUGGGGGCGGACAACUUGGGCUCUUCAACGUCAACGUUCUCACCGCCAGCGGGUCUGGAAACAGACCUAUCGUCUCUGACGUCGUGAGGGAGGCUCGUCUUGAUGAGGUUGCGGGGGAGGCGCUGACGGGAUUAUUGGAGUGGGCUGUUGGGCCUACUGCCCUGAAGCUGAUUGUUGUGGUGGAUGUGAAUGGGACGGGUGGAAUCCCUGCGGUCGUUGAUCUUCCUGAACCGCCUGCUCCUCCAGCUCCUCCUGCGGCGGGUUAA
This is a messenger RNA of Colletotrichum truncatum, 717 nucleotides long. RefSeq lists its product as uncharacterized. The record is from RefSeq and is a predicted model, not a curated record. Lineage: Eukaryota; Fungi; Ascomycota; Sordariomycetes; Glomerellales; Glomerellaceae.